AUGGGAAACUUUUCUACCCUCCGACUCAUUGUCGAUGGGUGUGGUGGUCAAAAUAAAAACACCACACUCAUCACAAUGCUAAUGAAAUGGUUUUUCUCGAUUAACAAGCAUAUUGAAUCUGUAGAAAUAAUUUUUCCCAUAGUGGGACAUUCUUUCAUACCUCCCGAUAGGGUUUUUGCCCAGAUUGAAAAAAAAAAGAAAGAGGCGAUAGUACAACCUGAAGACAUUUCCAGUUUAAUCCUUCAAAAAGAUUUUUCAUGUGAUAUUCCGCGGACUGUCAACAAAAAAGGGAGUGGUACUCCUAACUCUAGCAAACCCUCAACAGUAACUGGGGGUAAACAAAUUAAUGACAAAAAGUUAAAGAGUAUCGAUGAACUACUGAAGAAGCACUACGGAACGACUAAACCUUGGAAAGAUCUGGAACAACUCAACUUCUACAAAAAUUUAAUUCAAAAUUUUGAUGAGAAUAAUCUCAAAGAACCAAUUCCAGAAGAUGAUUUGCCAUGUGAAUAUGCUGAAGAAAUCUAUUUAGCUGUUUGA
Messenger RNA from Psylliodes chrysocephalus, 540 nucleotides. NCBI's taxonomy places the organism in Eukaryota, Metazoa, Arthropoda, Insecta, Coleoptera, Chrysomelidae. The record is from the annotation of a GenBank genome assembly.